AUGGCUAUUGGACUUAGCAAUGGAGCCGCCAACGGCGGCAAGUCGUCGCUUGCGCUCGUCGAGAAACUAUCCAAAGAUCAUGACUUGGUGUUGCGCACUUUCCGCAUGCUCAUUGCCGAUCUGUGCCAGCAAUUCGGCGGUGGUCAUCCUGGAGGUGCCAUUGGCAUGGCCGCUAUUGGCGUUGCGCUCUGGCGAUAUGUGAUGCGAUAUGCGCCUCACACUCCGGAUUACUUUAACCGUGAUCGCUUCGUCUUGUCGAAUGGCCACACCUGUCUCUUCCAAUACAGCUUCCUCCAUCUCACCGGCUACAAAGCCAUGACCUUUGACCAGCUCAAAUCCUACCACUCAGACCGUGUCGAUGCGCUCUGUCCCGGACAUCCGGAAAUCGAACAUGAAGGUAUCGAAGUCACCACCGGUCCUCUGGGCCAGGGGAUCGCCAACGCCGUCGGACUGGCCAUGGCCACGAAGAACCUGGCCGCCACCUUCAACAAGCCCGGCUACGACGUCGUCAACAACCACACCUGGUGCAUGAUUGGCGAUGCCUGUCUGCAGGAAGGUGUUGGACUCGAGGCGAUUUCUUUCGCUGGUCAUCUCAAGCUCAACAACCUCACUGUCAUCUACGACAAUAACCAGAUCACCUGUGAUGGAUCGGUGGAUCUCACCAACACCGAGGAUAUCAACGCCAAAAUGCGCGCCUCGGGGUGGGACGUGAUUGACGUUGAAGAUGGAUGCUACGAUAUUGAGGGCCUCGUCAAGGCGCUGGAACAGGGACGCGCAGCGACAGAAAAGCCCACCUUCAUCAACGUCCGGACUGUCAUCGGUCUGGGCAGCCAUGUCGCCGGCACUGCGACUGCUCACGGCGCAGCCUUUGGAGUCCCCAAUGUUGCCGACAUGAAGAAGGCGAAUGGUUUCAACCCAGACGAGCAUUUUGUCGUCGGCGAGACUGUUCGCGAGUUCUUCCAAGAUCUGCCUGAGCGCGGACAAAGCCUCGUGCAGAACUGGAAACAGCUGGUCGACGAGUAUACCGUCAAGUAUCCUGAAUUAGGAAAUCAAUUCCAGCAGCGAGUGCGCGGCGAGUUGCCCUCCAACUGGAAGGAUCUCGUUCCCACCAGCUUCCCCGACAAGCCCACCGCAUCUCGCGCAUCCUCCGGACUCAUCUUCAACCCCAUGGCCAAGGACAUCCCUUCCUUCAUGGUCGGAACCGCCGAUCUGUCGCCCUCCGUCAACAUGAUCUGGCCCGGCAAGGUCGACUUCCAGCACCCUGACCUCCGCACCACCUGCAACAUCAACGGCAACUACUCUGGCCGCUAUAUCCACUAUGGCAUCCGCGAACACGCCAUGUGCGCCAUCUCCAACGGCCUCGCAGCCUACGCCCCCAACACCAUCAUCCCCACCACCUCCUCCUUCUUCAUGUUCUACCUCUACGCCGCCCCCGCCGUCCGCAUGGGCGCUCUCCAGCACCUCCAGGUCAUCCACUGCGCCACCCACGACUCCAUCGGUAUGGGCGAGGACGGCCCAACCCACCAGCCCAUCGAACUGGCCGCGCUGUACCGCGCCAUGCCAAACCUGCUGUACAUCCGACCCGGCGACAGCGAGGAAACAGCCGGCGCAUGGAUCACCGCCAUCGAAGCGAAAAAGACACCCACCAUCAUCUCCACAUCGCGCCACGCCCUGCCGCAACUGAAGCAGACUCGUCGCGACGGCGUAGCCAAGGGUGCGUACGUUCUCGAGGAAGCAGACAACGCCAUCAUCACGCUCAUCGGUGUGGGCGCUGAACUCUCCUUCGCCUUGGACGUGGCCGAGCAACUCAAGAGCAAGGGCAUCGUGGCGCGUGUCAUCAGCUUCCCCUCCCAGCGCCUCUUUGAGCAACAAAGUGUUGAAUACCGUCGUGAGACUCUGCGACGACACAAGGGCAUUCCGGCUGUGGUGAUUGAGCCGUAUGCACCGAAUGGAUGGGAGAGAUAUGCCGAUGCGGGUAUCUCCAUCCGACGAUUCGGACACAGUCUGCCGGGUAAGGCUGCGUACAAGUUCUUUGGAUAUGAGACGGGGGUGAUGGCAGACAAGGUGACACAGUAUCUGGAUGGAUUGGCGAAGGGAGAGUUGGUCAAGGGAGAGUUUGUGGAUUUGUAA
This is a messenger RNA of Aspergillus wentii DTO 134E9, 2130 nucleotides long. RefSeq names its product transketolase family protein. Gene Ontology annotation, cellular component: cytosol. Gene Ontology annotation, biological process: pentose-phosphate shunt. NCBI's taxonomy places the organism in Eukaryota, Fungi, Ascomycota, Eurotiomycetes, Eurotiales, Aspergillaceae. Bases 1 to 2130 code for a protein of 709 amino acids. The transcript has 3 exons. The record is from RefSeq and is a predicted model, not a curated record. Gene Ontology annotation, molecular function: transketolase activity.